Trichobilharzia szidati is the source of this 2487-nucleotide messenger RNA. The record is from the annotation of a GenBank genome assembly. NCBI's taxonomy places the organism in Eukaryota, Metazoa, Platyhelminthes, Trematoda, Strigeidida, Schistosomatidae.
CAACCUUGUGCAACUAAUCACAAUUAAGGUUGAAUAAACGCCUCAAAAUUGUUGAAAAGACUGCUAAGCAUCAUGUUGUUCUGAAAUUCGUCCAUGCUCCUGAAUUUAUUCUUUAAUCUUCUGAAAGACUAGUUAUCCUGUCAGUCGUCUUCCUCAUUUGUAUGUUUAAGUAACGCCGGGUAGUCCGCUAUUCAUACAGUAGUUAGUCAAUCGAUUCUUCUGGAACUCAUUAAGCGAAUCUAGAAUGGAACGUACAGUUUGAUUUGACUAUACCACUUAUACGCCUAAUUGUCGGAGUUAAACUUCGACAAUAUCCUUAUUGGACUUAAUAUGAAUGAAGUAUGCACAUUUGAUUUUUUUGUGGUUGAUUAAAUCUUAAAAACACGUGCAAGUGUGGUUAUUAACUCAAAAAUUCAUGAGUGUACAAUAAUGCUGAACACUGCUUUGCAACGCACAUAAUCUGUUAAAAUGGGAAAGUGCUUUGUACACUUUGGAACCGAUAUGUCUAGGCCCAUCUCCGUUGUAAUAGUGGAGGGUCACAAUGAAGUAAGUUAUUAUAAAACAUAUUCAAGGCUAUGAACUAUAUAUAUCGUGCUAUCGGGAGCAAAACAAUUCCUUUCUCAGGUCUGAAGCUGUUGCAUUUCGAUUCUCAUCCUGAUUUGGGAAUUCCUGAUGUUGACUGUUCAGAAAUCUUGAGAGAUCCUCAACAACUUAUGAAUAAGCAUAGAAAACUGGAUAACACCAAUGAUCUAUGCUGGUCAUAUAGAUCAUGUUAUUUGGAUGCAUCCAACAUGGUCGAGACAACUUUUAAACAGAAAACCUACGUGCUAUUCUAUCGGUGAAGAUUUGUGUACAAAACGACUUGUAGUUGGCAUUCCUGAGUCAUAUUUUUACAACGAUGGUGUAUUCUGUAUGGAAGAGGAUAUUAGCUCUCCAGUGAAGUUUGGUCUAACAGUUGCCCCAAUUCAUGAAACAAAUACCCUGUGUCGUGUGUGCACGGAUAUUAUCUGUGUGCUACUAAACCAGUCUUUCAUUUUGGAUAUAGAUUUAGAUACUUUUUCUACACAAAAUCCAUUUUCUACGAAGUUCACAGAAGAACAAUUUGAAAUUAUUGAUCGGUUGUAUACUCCUCCACCUCCCUUAACACUAUGUUUGUCUCCGAAAGAUUUGGAAGAUCCAGCUGUGAUAUUAGCUCAUGGAAUGAGUUGUGCUCAUGUUUUGAAUGCUGCUCGUAAGCGUCAACUAGCUCGUCUUUCUCAAUGGAUUUCUUGUUGGGAGCGCGGGGAAAUGCCGUCGUCUGAAAAUUUUCUUUUAUUCCCCUGUGAACUUGUGGAUUUCGCUCGACUGAUCCUUUCACUUACAGACCAGAAUUUCGGUCCAAUGGUAUUACAAGCAGUCAAAAAAACCUUAGACUCUGCAAAAAAACAACUUGCGCUUAAUAAAAAUCCACCAUUGAUUUCACUUGCUUCAGAUGAUAAAGCUAUUCAAGAUGCUUUAAGUAAACUAACUAAUGAAAUGAAUACAAAUCCAACUUCCAGUUCACCUGAAGAUCAGAACCUUUCUGAAGGCAAAAAUUCUUCAAUUGUAUCAGAUUAUACCAGUUUUAUACCAAUGAAACGUCGCUCCAGUAGUCCAUGUGAUGCACAUACAGAUUCAAAGUCAAGAUUACGCCUGUCUCAAUCACCUGUAAUGACAAAUUGUGAUGAAGAUCCUUCAGAAACUCAAAACCAAUGUCAAUCGACGAAUUACCCUGUAUAUUCAAUGGAAGUCGACGGUGAUUCUUGUAAUCAAAUUGAUCUAAACGAAAAGCGUAGUUUAAAAGUAGUCCUUACUAAGCUGGACACAAGUUCAACUGCAUAUACGAUAAGUGAUAGCGAUGAUAAUUCAAAUGUACAGUUAGAUGAUCCAUCUAUAUCAAAUGAACAGAAUGAUCAAAGUUUAAGUUUUAUGCAUUAUAUGUGGUCUGGGUGUGCAGAUCAAAAAAAUAAUCCAUUACCACAUUAUGUGACUAAUUCUAAGGAACAGAAUGAACUACGUGAACAAAUGGAAGGUUUGUUAAAUCGUCUACACAAUCCUUGCAUGAUUACAAUUGCCAGGUCGGCGUAUGACGGUUAUACGCCUUCUCAUCAAGUGUCUGACAUACAACUUGGUUUGUUACAAAUGCUUGAUCGUGUUUAUGGACGUAAUUUACUUUCAGUUACUUUGGAUUAUGAAAACUCAGAGAAUGAUGUGGAUAAACUGAAAGCAAUGGGAUUUCACAUUACAACACCAGAAGAAUUUCAUAUGGGUGGUCGUCGUAUAUCACCAAUUUCUUGCUUAGCAAGAUCUGAAGGUAAAAGUGUAGGCUACCGUACAGAGCCUGGGAGCAAGGAGAUUGUUUGAUAUGGAACAUUUGAAUAUUUCUUGAAAUAAUUUUGUGAAACUGUGAAGAACAAUUAUGUCGUGUUUUAUUUUAAAUAAAGUCUUUGACAUCUGAAAUAAGUGCAU